Molecule: messenger RNA, 1359 nt
Organism: Cannabis sativa
Lineage: Eukaryota; Viridiplantae; Streptophyta; Magnoliopsida; Rosales; Cannabaceae
Product: putative SNAP25 homologous protein SNAP30
Exons: 6
Coding region: 369-1220 (283 amino acids)
Cellular component (GO): SNARE complex; plasma membrane
Molecular function (GO): SNAP receptor activity
Source: RefSeq, a predicted model, not a curated record
GACCCAUAAAGUUUUCCUUUCAUUAAAUUAAGGUAAACAAAAAAAAAAAAAAAAUUACUACCUUACAUUUCAUUCCUAACCUGAUUAAAGGAAGCUAACGGUCAUAAAUUGAAUGAACUCAGAUGAUGGUUUUCAAAGGAGCCAUACAGUUUUUUUGUUUUUUUUCGCGGCGACUCCCAUUUUUUUUUCUUCCCAUCUUUUUUUCAUCUCAUUGUUUCCUCUUAAUUGAGAAUUGUAUUGGUAUGUGUACGUAAGAUUUUCAAAAUAUCUGUUCUAAUCUUUCUUCAUAUCCUUUCUGAAUCUUUGUUAUUGGGGUACCAUUGUUGAUUUGGUCUUUCCCAUUGAUAAUCAAAGCAAUUCUGGUGAAAAUGUUUGGGUUUAUGAAACUACCGGCUAAUAAGAUUUCUAAGCAGAAAUCAGUAGAUCCUGGAUUUUCAGCUUCAACUGCAAACCCAUAUGAUUCAGACACCGAGAAUGCCAAACAGAACAUAGUAAAACCUGCGAGAAGAACUUCCUCUGAACCAAUGCUAUUUGUGCCAGAUUAUGGAGAUGGCGAUAGGUACAGGAACGAUUUUCGGGAUUCGGGUGGAAUAGAGAACCAAAGUGUUCAAGAACUAGAGAAAUAUGCUGUGUAUAAAGCUGAGGAGACGACAAAGAGUGUUAACAAUUGUUUAAAGAUAGCAGAAGAUAUUAGGGAGGAUGCUACUAGGACACUUGAUAUGUUGAACCAGCAGGGUGAGCAAAUCAACCGGACUCAUAUGAUGGCUGUUGAUAUUGACAGAGAUUUGAGUCGGGGUGAAAAGCUUUUAAACAAUCUUGGGGGCAUGUUUUCUAAGCCAUGGAAACCAAAGAAGACUCGAGACAUUACCGGGCCUCUUACAACAGCCGACAAGGCUUCCAAAAGGAGUGAAAACAACUUGGAGCAAAGGCAAAACUUAGGUUUAGCGCCUGUACCAACAGGAAAUAAGUCAACAACAAAGGCACCACAAUCUGAAACAACAGGUGCCCUGCAGAAAGUUGAGGUUGAGAAGACAAAGCAAGAUGAUGCUCUGUCGGAUUUAAGCAACAUUUUGGGUGACUUGAAGAACAUGGCUGUAGACAUGGGAAGUGAACUUAACAGGCAAAACAAAGCUCUUGACCAUGUCUCCGAUGAUGUGGAUGAACUCAACUCUCGAGUAAAAGGUGCCAAUCAACGUGCACGCCGUUUGAUUGGAAAGUAAGGUGCCAAUCAACCAGGCCGUUUCAAGGUGUUGAGUUGAAAUGAGAUUUUUUUCUUUUAUAAAAUUUAAAAUAAAUAUUAUUUAAAUUUUCACACGAUAUUCAUUUUAAUUAUUUUAUCUCCAUAUAAUAUUUAAUUAU